Molecule: messenger RNA, 3968 nt
Organism: Momordica charantia (bitter melon)
Lineage: Eukaryota; Viridiplantae; Streptophyta; Magnoliopsida; Cucurbitales; Cucurbitaceae
Source: RefSeq, a predicted model, not a curated record
AUUGUGAAAUUAAUGAGGCGAGGCUUGAAAUAAGGGAGAGGCAAAGGGGAAGCUAAAAAUAGGGAAAAAUGUUUCAUUACCAUUCAAUUAAUUAUCAAACUCGUCCGCUUUCUUCCACAGUUCAACCAGAAUAUUUGACGUCAAUUUCCGAUCACCGAUAUUCGUGCUGCCUGUAAUUACUUUUUUAGAAACAAUCGGAAAUGGAAAAUUUCUUGUUGCGUUGCCAUUGAACGCGAGAAUGCGUUUCUGAAGAGAAAUCGUACGGAGUUAAAAAGAGGAACGAAGCGGUACAUUGAUGGCGACUUCUUCGACCUCGAAGAAGACGCUUACGAACUCUUCCUCUUCCUCCGGCCGACCGCCUCAGGCGGUGAAAUUUUCUCGCCGAACCUCGACUGGCAGAGUCGUAAGUUUGUCUCGCGACGACGAUUUGGACAUGUCCGGCGACUACAACGCCCAAUCCGAUUACAUAAACUACACCGUUAUGAUGCCUCCGACGCCUGAUAACCAGCCCGGCGGAGGAACCUCCUCCGAUUCUAAAUCGGACGGUAACGCGACGACUCGAUUCGGAUCGGAGGCUCGAGGAUUGAUCCGGCGAGCAGGAGAUACAGAGGCCAACGGCGGAGGCGGCGGAGAUGGAGAUGCGGCGAAGAUGGAUCGGAGAAUGUCGGUGAUGCAAUCGUCGAACAAUAAAUCGAUGCUGUUGCGGAGCCAGACUUCGGAUUUCGAUCACAAUCGGUGGUUGUUCGAAUCGAAAGGAAAGUACGGCAUCGGAAACGCGUACUGGCAGGAUGAAGAUCAAGAACAGGGAUACGGUACGGAGGGGAUGAGUAUGUCAGAUUUCAUGGACAAGCCAUGGAGGCCGCUCACGCGUAAAGUUAAAGUUCCACCUGGAGUUCUCAGUCCCUACAGGUACCAACAGCAUUUCUGUGAUCUGCGUCAAUUCUUAUUGGCUUUCUUCCUUGGUUGGCGAGUCCGAAAUCCAAAUCAAGAUGCAUUGUGGCUAUGGGGAAUGUCUAUUGUUUGUGAGAUAUGGUUUGCUUUCUCAUGGCUGUUGGAUAUACUUCCGAAGCUCAACCCUAUAAACCGAGCCACGGAUCUCGCCGCGCUUCGGGAAAAGUUCGAUCAAGCCUCUCCGAACAACCCGACCGGCCGAUCCGACCUCCCCGGAGUUGAUGUCUUUGUAUCCACGGCCGACCCGGAGAAGGAACCGCCCCUCGUCACGGCCAACACCAUUCUCUCCAUCCUUGCCGUAGAUUACCCUGUCGAAAAGCUCUCAUGCUACAUUUCAGAUGAUGGUGGCGCCAUACUCUCGUUUGAAGCCAUGGCAGAGGCUGUUAAGUUUGCAGAGGUAUGGGUACCGUUUUGUCGGAAACACAACAUCGAACCGAGAAAUCCAGACAGCUACUUCAGCAUAAAAAGGGAUCCGACGAAGAACAAGAAACGGCCGGAUUUUGUGAAGGACCGCCGGUGGAUAAAGAGGGAGUACGACGAAUUUAAGGUGAGGAUCAAUGGCCUUCCGGAGGCCAUUAGGAAGAGGAGUGAGAACUACAACGCCAGGGAGGAGGCCAAGGAGAAGAAGCUGGCUCGAGACAAGAAUGGCGGCGACACACCGGCUGAACCGGUCAAGGUCACCAUGGCCACGUGGAUGGCUGACGGCACCCACUGGCCUGGAACUUGGCUCCAACCAACCGCUGACCACUCCAAGGGUGACCACGCUGGCAUUUUACAGGUAAUGACAAAGGUACCAGAAAACGAUGUAAUUACGGGGAAACCAGACGAGAACAGGUUGGAUUUCACAGGGGUUGACAUUAGAAUUCCGAUGUUCGCAUACGUGUCACGUGAGAAACGACCUGGUUAUGACCACAACAAGAAGGCAGGAGCCAUGAACGCCAUGGUUCGAGCUUCGGCAGUUCUCUCAAAUGGCCCGUUUAUUCUCAAUUUGGACUGUGACCAUUAUUUCUACAACUGCCAAGCAAUAAGAGAGGGAAUGUGCUUCAUGAUGGAUCGUGGUGGAGACAGAAUUUGCUAUAUUCAGUUCCCUCAGAGAUUUGAAGGAAUCGACCCUUCUGAUCGUUAUGCCAACCAUAACACUGUCUUCUUUGAUGGGAACAUGAGGGCAUUGGAUGGUCUUCAAGGGCCAGUUUAUGUGGGAACAGGGUGCAUGUUUAGGCGAUAUGCACUGUAUGGGUUCAGCCCACCAAGAGCAAACGAAUACACAGGCAUGUUUGGGCAAGUCAAAUCCGUAGCCAGAACCAAUUACCAUCCCCAGUCUGAGGAAGAUGAUUCUGAUUCUCAGCCUUUGACAUCCCACCCUGACUUGGACCUCCCCAAGAAGUUUGGAAGCUCCGCCAUUUUUGCCGACUCCAUCUCUGUCGCUGAGUUUCAAGGUCGCCCCCUCGCAGACCACAUCUCCGUCAAGAACGGUCGACCUCCCGGUGCCCUCUUGGCGGCACGCCCACCACUUGAUGCACAAACUGUUGCUGAGGCUGUCGUCGUCAUCUCAUGUUGGUACGAGGACAAGACGGAAUGGGGUGACAGAAUCGGGUGGAUUUACGGGUCAGUGACAGAGGAUGUGGUGACCGGUUACCGGAUGCACAACCGUGGGUGGCGGUCGGUUUACUGCAUCACAAAGCGCGACGCUUUCCGUGGCACAGCACCAAUCAACCUGACGGAUCGGCUCCACCAGGUGCUCCGGUGGGCCACCGGGUCAGUGGAAAUCUUCUUCUCAAAAAACAAUGCAUUUCUAGGAAGCAAACGCCUGAAAUUCCUACAACGUGUGGCGUAUCUGAACGUAGGAAUUUACCCCUUCACUUCCAUUUUCUUGGUGGUAUACUGUUUCCUCCCAGCCCUCUGCCUCUUCACAGGACACUUCAUUGUAAAAAGCUUAAACAUUGCUUUUCUCGUCUACCUUCUCAUCAUCACCAUUUGCCUCUGCCUUCUCUCCCUUCUUGAGGUCAAAUGGUCAGGCAUUGCCUUGGAAGAAUGGUGGAGAAAUGAGCAAUUUUGGGUCAUUGGUGGAACCAGUGCCCAUCUUGCUGCAGUCAUUCAGGGCCUUCUCAAAGUCAUUGCCGGGAUCGAAAUCUCCUUCACUCUCACCUCCAAGUCUGCUGGAGAAGAUGAGGACGACAUCUACGCCGAUCUUUACUUGGUCAAGUGGACGAGUCUCUUCAUAAUGCCGCUGACGAUCAUGAUCGUUAACAUUAUUGCAGCUGUGAUCGGAUUCUCGAGGACUGUGUACAGUGUGAUUCCUCAAUGGAGCAAGCUUGGGGGAGGUUUGUUCUUUAGCUUUUGGGUGCUGGCUCAUAUGUACCCAUUUGCUAAGGGGUUGAUGGGCAGAAGAGGAAGGCUUCCAACUAUUGUUUAUGUAUGGUCAGGCCUGCUCUCAAUCACUGUGUCUUUGCUGUGGAUAUCCAUCAAUCCACCUGAUAGUACUCCUGAUGGAAAUAUUCAGGUAUGAUCUUCAUUUUUCUUGUAACCAAGGCGUCCAAAGCCCCACCUCUUACAUUAUACUCAUGGCCAACCCUUGUGUCUAGAACUCGACUUUUACAUUAUACUCCCCACCUCUUACAUUAUGCUCACGACCCACCCUGACACUCCGCCCUUUACAUCAUACUCGUGACCCACCCCACGAAGAAACUAGUAGCCUUUACUCCAGAAAACAACCAAGAUUUUUUUAUGUUAUUAAGUUUUCACAGUAGAAGUGUGUCAUUUGAUUUGUUUGUUUCUAUCUUUUUACUAUUAUCCAGUAAUUCUGCAAGAGAAAUGGUGAUUUAUGCUUGGGACUAUGAUGUAACAGUAUUAUGUAUAUUAGUAUCGGGUCUAGUUGGUUCUUUGUAGUGAUAGAUGAUUUUAUUUAUGAUGUAAAUUUUUUAAGGAUGUGUUCAGAUAUCCAUACAUGUGACAAUUACUACUCAAAUGUACUCAGAGUAAUAUUCUCAAGUAAUAUUAGUCCCUUCUCUUAUGGAUUU